AUGACUUCUCACGCCGCUUUCGAGGCCAGUGUAGGCAAGGCUGCUCAGCCUAAUGCAGCCGAGCUGGUUUCUGUCGAGGAUAAGAGAGAACUCUCGAAGGAGAAACAGAUCGAGGAUGUUGAUACGGAUGAUCAAAAUCUCCACUACGAUGAAGUCGACGAAGAGCCCGAGCUUCACGCGAGAACCUACGUGGCCCUGUUUUCCAUGUUCCUCUUGAAUAUGGUCCAAGUUGUGGCUUUGCAGGGGCCUCCCGCGGUGCUCAACUUCAUUGGCGAUAGCCUCAACAACUCCAAAACCCAAACAUGGGUCCCGAAUUCUCUCUCGCUUGUACAGGCAGUUCUAGGCCCUGUCAUUUCUCUCACCUCGGAUACCUUCCAAGCUCGAAAGAGCAUCCUCGUUGGCUCAUCUCUCAUCUCGCUCAUUGGAGCUGCCAUCGCUCCCGGCUCAGGCAACAUCUACAGACUGAUCGUUGCUCAAACCUUGAUUGGUGUUGGUUUUGCAGCAGUCCCGCUCGCAUAUUGCGUUCCUAGUGAGAUCUUGCCGAGGAAAUGGCGGCCGAUGGCACAAGCAUUCAUGAACGUUGCCGCUUCCUUGGGUGCCAUUCUCGGGCCUAUGGCUAUUGGCUCCCUGACAAAACACAAUCCAGUGGACGGCUGGCGUAAGUUCUACUGGAUCCAAGUUGGCCUCUGGGGAGCGACGGCUGCAGGCAUCUUUGUGGGGUAUAGACCACCCAAGAGACACACCAAGCUCGACCACCUCUCUUUCUGGCAGAAGCUGGGCCAUAUCGAUAUUCCUGGCUGCUGUCUCCUUACUGUUGGCUUGUCUUUGUUUCUGACUGGUCUGAACCUCGGAGGAAAUCUGUACGCGUGGACUAACUCGCGGACACUCGUGACCCUCGUCGUGGGAAUUGUCAUCCUCAUCGCGUUCGGCGUCUACGAGUGGAAAGGUACCAAGACCGGAAUCAUGAACCACACCCUCUUCCGUGGUGGAAAGGCGGCAGGCCGCACAUUUGCCAUCUGUGUGGGCUUGAUUUUCAUCGAAGGCACCUUGCUUUUCUCAUAUAUCGUCUUCUAUCCUGUCUUGACCACAUCGCUCUUCGAAACGGAUCCGUUGCUGCUCGUGACUCGAGAAAUAGCCUUUUGGAUUGCAGGCGGAAUUUCGACGGUGAUCUGGGGGUACGCAAGUACUCGGUUCCGGACCAUCCGCGAGCCGCUCUUCCUGGGUUACUUGAUCUUCACUGGCGCAAUCAUCGGCUGGACUACGAUUCAACCACAGGACAGCACCACGGCGGUCGUGAUGGGUGGUCUCGCAGGAUUUGGGUUCGGGGCUCCACUGAUCCUGAUUAUUGCGGGUGUCCAGCUCUCCACGCCACACAGUCUCAUCGCAACGGCAACUGCGGUGACGACUUCGUCUCGAGCAGUAGCAGCAACGGUCUUCACUGCCAUAUACGCUGCAGCACUAAAUACUCGACUUGGCACUAACCUCCCUAACGGCGUCGGAGGAGCGGUCGCGAAAGCCGGGCUCCCUGCGAGUUCCAUCCCGACCUUCGUUGAGGCUCUGGCCGCAGGCAAGACGGACGCUCUCAGCAGCAUCCCAGGGGUGACUCCGGCCAUCAUCGCCGUUGGUGUUGCGGCCCUGAAGCAAGCAUUUGCGGAUUCCAUACGGGUGGUGUACAUUAUCGCUGCUCCGUUUGGGGCGCUGGCCUGCAUCGCGUGCCUGUUCCUAGGUGAUUUGCGCAGGACGAUGAACUAUGUUGUUGAUGCGCCGGUGGAGGAUCUGCACGCGAAGAAGCAUCAUCAUCAUCAUCCCGAUCAGCAUGGGGAUAGUGAACACACGGCCUGA
This is a messenger RNA of Fonsecaea erecta, 1842 nucleotides long. RefSeq lists its product as hypothetical. The record is from RefSeq and is a predicted model, not a curated record. Gene Ontology annotation, molecular function: transmembrane transporter activity. Bases 1 to 1842 code for a protein of 613 amino acids. Gene Ontology annotation, biological process: transmembrane transport. The transcript has 5 exons. Lineage: Eukaryota; Fungi; Ascomycota; Eurotiomycetes; Chaetothyriales; Herpotrichiellaceae.